AUGCUCUUGACGAUCAAGAAACUGAAGAGUCUGAUGAACACCUACUGGAUGCUGUGUGAUGCCGUACACCAGGCUAAUGACUUCUACUGCUAUCAGCUGAUGGCCGUUGUCUUUAACUCAUUUGUUCACAUCACUAUAACGUGUUACAUCUUUUUCUUGUACGUAAGAGAAGGCAACAUGUUCGCUAUAAUAACUGAAGGAGCCUGGUUCCUUACUCAUAUUUACUACGUGGUUGUGUUGGUAAACUCAAGCACAGAUGUCACUAACUCGGCUGAAGAGACAAGCCAGAUGAUAUGCAAGUUAAUCAACAGUAACCUGGACCCGGUCCUAAAAAAACAGCUGGAAGGGUUUCUCCUGCAGUUUCCUCAUCACAACGCAAGAUUCUCCGCUCUUGGAUAUUUUCCGAUCCACAAAGAAACCCUCACAGCGAUGGCUGGAGCGGUGACAACGUACCUAGUGAUAAUGAUCCAAUUCCAGAACAAACCACCAUCCACCUAG
Homalodisca vitripennis (glassy-winged sharpshooter) is the source of this 498-nucleotide messenger RNA. Its product is annotated as putative gustatory receptor 28b. The transcript is spliced from 4 exons. Gene Ontology annotation, biological process: sensory perception of taste. The record is from RefSeq and is a predicted model, not a curated record. Gene Ontology annotation, cellular component: axon; neuronal cell body; membrane. Lineage: Eukaryota; Metazoa; Arthropoda; Insecta; Hemiptera; Cicadellidae. Bases 1 to 498 code for a protein of 165 amino acids.